Messenger RNA from Varanus komodoensis (Komodo dragon), 969 nucleotides. RefSeq names its product transmembrane protein 229A-like. Bases 1 to 969 code for a protein of 322 amino acids. The record is from RefSeq and is a predicted model, not a curated record. The transcript is spliced from 5 exons. NCBI's taxonomy places the organism in Eukaryota, Metazoa, Chordata, Lepidosauria, Squamata, Varanidae.
AUGGAGGCAGCGGGUGAAAAGAAUCCGGGUGCCGAGGAAAGUCCUUUCCGAGCCAUCUCAGCUGCCCUUCCAGCCGCGUCCGCAGGUGCCCAAGCCUUCUCUGGGAAGGAGCAGAGAAGCCCUGGCUCUGGAAAGCCUUCCAGGAGCAUCUGGCUGCACCUCCCAUCGCUGCCGGCCAGAGCGGACUCCACCACCUCGCGGAUCAUCCGGCUGAGCAGCCGAGGUGGAGAGGCUGCUGGUGUUAAUAGCCAAGGGCCGGAAGCCGGGAGGAAGGCCGACGGGCACCUGGGGACGGGGGCGUCUGCGCUCCGUACGGAUGAGCCGGAGGCAGGCCAGGGGAAAGCCCGCAAGUCCCCCCAGGGCUCAUUCACGGAAGCCUGUCAGCAGCCCAAGCACACCGUUGGCUUCCGCAGCUGCAUUCCAGAGAUGGCAUCCCUGGAAGAAAUUGAGCUCCUCGGAAAAGGAAAGAGGUCCCCGGCUGCGGGAGGCCCCGGCGAGCCCCUGCACCUCCUGUGCCGGGCCUACGUCUAUGCCAUCCACGGCUUUCUCUCGGAGAUCCUGUUCGUGGCAGUCAUCCUGGGCGAGGACUGGACCUUCCGGGGGGCCGCCAGCGCGUGCGCACUCCCCGUCUACGGCGCCUGCGGCCUGGCCCUGGAGCGCCUCCACCUCGGCCUGCGGGGCGACUGCUGCCUCCUGACCCGCUGCACUUUCUACAUGGGCUGCAUCUUCCUCUGGCAGCUCGGUGCCGGCUGCGUCCUCAGCCUCCUGGGCGGCUGCCCCUGGGACUUCAGCGCCUAUCGCUUCAGCCUCCGCGGCCUCAUCGCCCUGGAGCACAGCCUCGUCUGGUUCGUGGGCUCGCUGCUGCUGGAGAAGCUGCUCAUCUCCACGCUGCUGAGGCUCAGGCUGCAGCCGGCCUGGAGGAAGCCCCGGAGGGCCCCCGUGCCCCGCUUCGCGCUCAAGGACGACUGA